AUGGUUGCGGUGCUUCAACAUGCGGGGGUGGUGGCGGAGGUGAGCGUGCCGGUGCCGCGGGAGGCGGAUGAGCCCAAGGACGGGCGCAGGCGGCGCUUCUCGGAGCGAUUGGUCACCGGAAGCUGCGCCAAAGUGAUCUUCGCAGGAAGACAUGGCUAUCCGGGUGUGGAGCUUUGGUUGCCAGAGGCGGCGCUGGAGGAGGUGUCCCCGCACCCGCGGCUCCGGGAGUUGCUGUCCAACUUCGAGCGGGCGGAAGUGGCCUUGCAGCAAAAGCAGCAUCAGCUGGAGCUGGCGCAAAAGGCCUUCGCUACACAGUUGAAGGAGUGGAUGGACUGA
Effrenium voratum is the source of this 336-nucleotide messenger RNA. The record is from the annotation of a GenBank genome assembly. NCBI's taxonomy places the organism in Eukaryota, Dinophyceae, Suessiales, Symbiodiniaceae.